GCGCUUUAUAUGUAUUCUACAGCAUGCCUUUGGUUGAACUUCUUGGUGGUAUUUCCGUUUCUUUCCCAUAUGAACCAUAUGAAUGCCAGAAAACAUAUAUGAAUAAAGUUGUUGAGGCAUUAAUUCAGAAGAGACAUGCUAUUCUUGAAUCUCCAACUGGCACAGGAAAAACGCUUUGUCUUUUAUGUUCUUCGCUUGCCUGGCAAGAGAGCAUUCUUGUUCAAAAUCAUCUCACUGCUGAAACACCUUUGAAUGAUUUUUCUAAGGCAGAUGAAAGCAUGAUCUUGAACUAUUCUAAAGCUUUAGUUCAAGCACCUCAAAUCGAAAAUCUUAUAUCAUUUCCCAAAAUCAUAUUUUCGUCUAGGACGCAUGCGCAAUUAUCACAAGCCAUACAAGCACUCAAACGGACGUCAUAUUCCAGUCGGCGUGUUGGCGUUAUUGGUUCACGUGACCAAUUGUGUCUUCUACCUGAAAUUGUGAAUUUGGAAUCCAAUUCUGCAAAAGUUUUUAACUGCCGUGUACGCGUGCAAACACAUAAAAGGGAUAGUCUCCUUGCUGCUUCAAAAGCUGGAGGAAUUGUUGAUAUAGAAGAUCUUGUCAGAGUUGGCAAAGAGACAAGGUGCUGCCCAUAUUAUAUGUCAAGGGAACUUAAGACAGACGCUGAUAUAAUUUUCAUGCCUUACAACUACUUGGUGGAUGCCAAAUUAUUUUAUUACUCUAAUUAUAUGUUUGAAUAA
This is a messenger RNA of Protopolystoma xenopodis, 737 nucleotides long. NCBI's taxonomy places the organism in Eukaryota, Metazoa, Platyhelminthes, Monogenea, Polystomatidea, Polystomatidae. The record is from the annotation of a GenBank genome assembly.